GUAUGCGUGUGUUUGUGUUUGGGGAAGGGAACCGGCAAACUUGGAGGUACACAAAACAGUGCUGUUCGGUGUGAUUUCCAAUAAUCGUACAGCUAAUAGUAGAUACAAACCGUGUCUGUUAAACAGACAUCAAGUUACGUAAGAUGCCUUCAACAGUGAAGAUUGGCAUAAUAGGAGGUUCUGGACUGGACGAUCCUGACAUCCUGUUGAACAGAAAAGAGUUAAACGUCUCGACUCCGUUUGGCGAGCCAUCAGACUCCAUCAUAAGCGGGCAAAUAGAAGGCGUGGAAUGCUUCCUACUGCAAGGUAACUGCUGCUUCACAAUCUUCACACACACACACAUGAAAACUCAACACUUACCUCAACGCAGGCAUGGCCGAAAGCACGACGUCAUGCCGAGCAACGUUAAUUAUCGGGCUAAUAUUUGGGCCCUAAAAGAGCUGGGAUGCACGCACAUCAUCGCCACCACAGCUACGGGUUCCCUGAAAGAAGAGAUUGCUCCGGGGCACGUUGUAUUUCCCGACCAGUUUAUAGACAGGACAACUAAGCGAGCGAGCACAUUCUACGACGGAGCCGAGACAUCUCCGAAAGGAGUCUGCCACAUUUCGAUGGCGUCUCCUUUCUGCGAUCUUUUACGUGAGGUACUCAUAUCGUCGGCGAAGCAGCUGGGAAUAGCGGCCCACGACAAGGCAACGGUUGUUACGAUCGAGGGGCCACGUUUUUCCAGUGUCGCGGAAAGCAACAUGUUUCGUGCAUGGGGAGGACACAUCAUCAACAUGACUACAGUGCCAGAGGUGGUCCUUGCUAAAGAGGCUGGACUAUUGUACGCAGCCAUUGCAUUGUCCACGGAUUAUGACUGCUGGAAGCAAGAUCACGCGCAUGUUGAAGUGGCCGAGGUGCUUAAGACUUUGAAGGAGAAUUCGGACAAGGCCUUGCGUAUCAUACGAAGAUCCAUCCCAGAGAUUAAGAAUAAGGACUGGGACCACGUAAUCGGUGAAGCCAAAGAACAACUGCACAAUGCAGUUAUGUUGUAAACGACAAUAUUGUUACGUACGGGGCCAAAGAAGAAUGUAUAUUAUAUAUGUAUUUGGUGUGUGCAGAUCAUAUUGUACACGCAUAAAAUGAUGAAUUCCA
Messenger RNA from Ornithodoros turicata, 1134 nucleotides. Its product is annotated as S-methyl-5'-thioadenosine phosphorylase-like. The record is from RefSeq and is a predicted model, not a curated record. Bases 144 to 1034 code for a protein of 296 amino acids. Gene Ontology annotation, cellular component: cytosol. The transcript is spliced from 8 exons. Gene Ontology annotation, molecular function: S-methyl-5-thioadenosine phosphorylase activity. Lineage: Eukaryota; Metazoa; Arthropoda; Arachnida; Ixodida; Argasidae. Gene Ontology annotation, biological process: nucleoside metabolic process.